Molecule: messenger RNA, 1867 nt
Organism: Vigna angularis (adzuki bean)
Lineage: Eukaryota; Viridiplantae; Streptophyta; Magnoliopsida; Fabales; Fabaceae
Product: asparagine--tRNA ligase, chloroplastic/mitochondrial
Exons: 15
Coding region: 123-1766 (547 amino acids)
Biological process (GO): asparaginyl-tRNA aminoacylation
Cellular component (GO): mitochondrion
Molecular function (GO): ATP binding; asparagine-tRNA ligase activity; nucleic acid binding
Source: RefSeq, a predicted model, not a curated record
UCAAUUUAGCUCAAAUCCAUAAAAAAGAAAACGAGGUAGUUUUAGGCAGUGAAAUGAACUGAACGGGGAUAAGACUUGUCGGAGAGUGAGUAGGUUGUGGUCGGCGACGCACCAACACGCAAAUGGCUGCUAUCAUUGGCGUUGGCGCCGCAAAAGCGAUAACAAUGGCAAUAGCAGCGAGGCCUUUUCGCCUGAAGCCUUACACCGCAACGACGGCACUUGCUUUUCUGUCACUCCACAAAUCUAUCUUCCUCCCUCCUUCUCCCUUCCCCUCGCGCCGCUCCUUCUGCGCCGCCGCUCUUCGAACUUCCGGCAGCAGAGUAGAACAGUUCCGCAAAAAGCUUAGGGUUUCCGAAAUCAAAGAAGGCGAUGGUGCCGACGUUCUCGGCCGCGACCUCGUCGUGCAGGGCUGGGUUCGCACGCUUCGCCUUCAGAGUAGCGUCACCUUCAUUGAGAUUAACGAUGGUUCUUGCCUUUCUAACAUGCAAUGCGUGUUGAACUCCGAGGCUGAAGGUUACGAUCAGGUAGAAUCUGGCUUGGUUACCACUGGUGCUUCCGUGUGGGUGCAAGGAGUUUUGGUGAAGAGCCAAGGAUCCAAACAGAAAGUGGAGUUGAAGGUCAACAAAAUAGUGCUGAUUGGCAAGAGUGAUCCCUCUUUUCCCAUCCAAAAGAAAAGAGCGAGCAGAGAAUUUCUAAGGACAAAAGCACAUCUUCGUCCAAGGACAAAUACUUUUGGUGCAGUUGCAAGGGUUAGGAAUGCGUUGGCCUAUGCUACACAUAAGUUCUUCCAAGAAAAUGGGUUUGUUUGGAUCUCAAGUCCCAUCAUAACAGCUUCAGAUUGUGAGGGAGCGGGUGAACAGUUCUGUGUUACUACUUUGAUACCAAGUUCUCAAGAUACUACGGAUUCUCCUGUUGAUGUAAUUCCAAAAAAGAAUGACAGAUUGAUUGAUUGGUCACAAGACUUCUUUGGAAAACCAGCAUUCUUGACUGUUUCAGGUCAACUCAAUGCUGAAACUUAUGCAACCGCUCUCUCUGAUGUGUAUACCUUUGGUCCCACAUUCCGAGCAGAAAAUUCCAACACUUCUAGGCACUUGGCUGAAUUUUGGAUGAUUGAACCGGAGCUUGCAUUUGCUGAUCUUAAUGAUGACAUGGCUUGUGCAUCUGCUUAUCUCCAGUUUGUAAUAAAAUAUAUUCUCGAUAACUGCAAGGAAGACAUGGAGUUUUUUGAUACAUGGAUUAGUAAAGGAAUCAUUGCUCGCUUGAGUGAUGUAGCAGAUAAAGAUGUUGUGCAAAUAACCUACACUGAAGCAAUAGAUCUGCUGUCAGGAGCAAAUAAGAAAUUUGAAUUCCCGGUGAAAUGGGGUUGUGAUCUUCAGAGUGAACACGAGCGCUAUAUAACUGAAGAGGCAUACAAUGGAUGCCCAGUGAUAAUUAGAGAUUACCCAAAGGAUAUUAAAGCAUUCUAUAUGCGACAGAAUGAUGAUGGAAAGACAGUUGCAGCCAUGGACAUGUUGGUUCCAGGGAUUGGUGAACUUAUUGGUGGAAGCCAAAGGGAAGAAAGGCUUGAGUAUCUAGAAGCUCGUUUAGAUGAAUUAAAGUUAAACAAGGACGCAUAUUGGUGGUAUCUUGAUUUGCGUCGAUAUGGUUCAGUACCUCACGCAGGCUUUGGUUUGGGAUUUGAAAGGCUUGUCCAAUUUGCAACAGGAAUGGACAAUAUAAGGGACGUUAUUCCUUUUCCUCGGACACCUGGGUCGGCAGAGUUUUAGAACUUGCAGAUAUACUCAAAUAUCGACUCAACAUUCAUUUGUACGAUUCAAACUCUAUUUUAGGUAAUAAAGUUUCUUGCAUCUUUUCGUUUUUCUUUUUA